CUCAGGUAUAUGUGAAACAAAAUAAACCAAUAUCUUUCUGGUUGUGCCGAAAAUAUGCUGUACUGUCGUGACGCCCUCAAAAGAGGUAGGUGUUUCCGCACAGUUUUACAAUGACUGGGAUACAACUACUAUCAGUGAUGAUUUUGAUGACCUUGUAUGGCGUAACCGAAGCUCGUGUUGACUUCUGCUUCCCCACAGACCCGUGUAUCAGCGGGAGUGUGCCUGUCCUUGACGUGGUCGGACGCUCCACGAAUUGUCCCUUCUAUGGCAAGAAUGGUCUGUGUGAUGCAAGUUUAACGGAAACAUGGUAUAGGACGGACAUACCGAUGACCAGCACGUGUCCAAACAUUGCUACGUGUGGUACAUAUUACCCGGUGUGGUUGAACGGGUCCGAGCCAACAGAAAGUGAAGGAAUGGUAAACAGAACAGCUUGUAUGAAGGGAAUCAGUGGUUGUUGUAUCAAGACAUACGACGUUGUCCUGAAGAACUGUUCGACGUUCAUGGCCUAUUGUCUACAGCAUCUGACAGGAUGUGCAGAACGAUACUGUUUCGGUGACUCCGGAAGUUGUCCAACAGCUCCACCAACGACAAAGCCGACAAUAUCAACGACGUCUACCACUCUAUCAACUCCUACACUUCUUAAGAGUAUGGCGCAAGAUAAUGACCAGAUCGUCUUAAAUAUUGCAGUUAUAGUUGUCGGUAUCGUUGCUGCCAUUUUACUGAUAGUGUGCAUAGGCUGUAUCCUUUGGACAUGCAGUAAAAGGAAAGCGGCAAAACGGAGCGGUGCUUCUACCAAAGGUAACAACGGUCCUCUCUUGCGUGAGGUUGAUGAAGAAAACACAGUUAUAAGGGAUGUUCCAGGAGAACCCAUGUUUGCAGUUGAUAAUGAAAACAAAGCAAGGGGGUUGGAACGGGGGCAAUCUUUCCUACCUCCUCUCUCCAUGUCACACAGAAACGAGAUAUCGGAUGAUCCCAUCCUGGAGGGGGCUUAUAGAGGGAGAGGAGGACACACAACUGCUACCCUAAUGGAUAGCACUUAUAAUGUUAACAAUGAUGUUUAUACAAUGAGGAAAGCUAAGUUACAAGAAAGAGAAAUGAAUGUUGAUAUUCAACAUGUGACCGACGUUAACGCAGGAAGACAACGAAAGAAGAAGAAGAAAAAGAAGAUGAAAAAUAAACAAAAUCCAUCUGACACACCAAAAAUCCACGAUACCUUUGAGAGUACCAAUCUAGAUUCUCAGGGAAAUGUGCGUGACGUCGAAAUAGGCUACCCUCCAACUGGCUUCUUUUUAACUAAAUCUGAAGAAAUUAUCAACACCAAUCCAAGUAAUAGAGAAACAUCUACGAGGUUACGAAUCAACACAUUUGACAAUAAUAUCUUCUAUGACGAUCAGAAACAAAUGCAAGACUAUAGCAGUAAAAAUGAGAGUAUUGAAUUCCUAAAGACUGGUGCCACACAGUUUGUCCAAGAGGCGGAAUCAUCUGAAACACAACUGGAAUCUUCGGAUAAAACGAUGACUUUGCAUUCCCAUCCGGAGCAUAUUAACGAAGAACACAAGGCAAGAAAAAAUCUUAAGAUACAAAAUAGAAUAACUGUAUCAAUCACACAACAAUCAAAUGAUAUCAUAGACAGUAUUUAUCGGGUGGAAAAUAGUGAAUCCCCUCUAAGAUUAGAGGGUUCGAAAAUGACAGAGGAGAAAUGGGCGUUACCCACAGGCAUCGGGAUGUGUAGUGAAGCAGCAUCCACUGUAAACACAAUGGAAGAAACCGGUGAAUCUCUUCAACAAACGAAGAAGAAAAGGAAAAAGAAGAGAAAAAAGAGAAAGAGGAAAACGGAAGUUACACCCGAGACUUUAUUAUAAAUAUACAUAGAUAACAUAUCUAAGUGAGUUAUGCCAACGGACUCCGUAGUGUUAGAUGUUACACAAAAUGUGUAAAUUAUCAAAUGUACAAUAUAUAUUGUUUAUUUAUGUUUAUAAUUACAGUUUUCAAAAUAUAGGUGUUUAGGUGUAUGUGCAUAGCUAGACCUUUAUCGGUGUUUAUCUACAAAUUCUUCUAGUUUUUCCUUAUUGACAAUUUGACUUUCUUCAUAUUUUGUUUUUAGUUUCUGGACGAUAUCUAAAUACUGUUCGUGUGGAUUGUAGUUUGAA
Mizuhopecten yessoensis (Yesso scallop) is the source of this 2150-nucleotide messenger RNA. RefSeq lists its product as uncharacterized. The transcript has 9 exons. The record is from RefSeq and is a predicted model, not a curated record. Bases 111 to 1862 code for a protein of 583 amino acids. Lineage: Eukaryota; Metazoa; Mollusca; Bivalvia; Pectinida; Pectinidae.